UCUCUCCAGAAGAUGAGAACUCUACUGGACUGAACAGAUGUUCCAUAUGAGAGGAAUGAGGAUGUUGAUGACCUGGAAGAUGGCUCAGAUAACUCACAACUUCUGCUGAUGAUGGCCAGACACACACAACUGAAGGACCUGCUUCAUGCUCACCAUCUUAUAGGUGGGUAUGAUGUCCUCCAGACUCGUAAAGGUAAAGGAGUGUGUGUCUCGUUGGCCACUGCAUACGAAGGCGUCUACCUUGAGACAUAUAACCUGGAGAUAGAUCUGGGAUCUAAUCUGAGGAUCUGCCGGCAUAACAUCCCUCCGUUCAUCCCCUUGGAGAGGCUUGUUACGCAGGGCAACAUGCAGACAGACAUCAGGGACUUCCUGGACACCCUCAGCCAGUAUCUCAAUGCCUACGCUGGCCGCAAGCAGCAGCUACACCUCACCAAGGAGAUCCAUAGCUCUGUUCAGGUGGCGGAAAGUAAUGCUCUCUGCACUAUACUGGUGCUGAUGUUCACUAUACCAGGAGAGAAGGCUGAGGCUACACUGUGUACACUGCAGUAUGCUGACCACACACGCCUGCCCACCCGGGUUAACAUAGAGUCUGAAGACACUGCGCUGGUGAGUUCUCCACAAUGGAAGAAGAACCAAGCCCUACUCCUGGGGACUCCAUUACACACAGCCUUGGUGACCAUGAAGAAGAAUGGCAAUAUCGCUUAA
Molecule: messenger RNA, 705 nt
Organism: Salmo salar (Atlantic salmon)
Lineage: Eukaryota; Metazoa; Chordata; Actinopteri; Salmoniformes; Salmonidae
Product: centromere protein O-like
Cellular component (GO): kinetochore; Mis6-Sim4 complex
Source: RefSeq, a predicted model, not a curated record